This is a messenger RNA of Culex pipiens pallens (northern house mosquito), 6479 nucleotides long. It is a transcript of the gene sca, whose product is annotated as protein scabrous. The coding region runs from base 1288 to 3450 and encodes 720 amino acids. NCBI's taxonomy places the organism in Eukaryota, Metazoa, Arthropoda, Insecta, Diptera, Culicidae. The transcript has 4 exons. The record is from RefSeq and is a predicted model, not a curated record.
ACUCGCCAACGGUUAGUUCAGAUUGGGACGUCGUGGAGCAAGGAUCGGCAAGCUAGUAGUUGGGUUGUCCCACCACCGUGAGGAGUUUUAUUUUGGACCAAACUUUUCCAGUGAGUGCGUGCGUGAAACGACGCGAAACGCGGACGGAAAGGUGGCAGUGCGUGAAAUUCACGGAUUUAACGGAAGGGGGUGGCGUUUAGACACGGUCAAGCAAUUGGGACACGAACUGUCCAACGGGAGUGAUGUGUUGUCGUCCCGCUGUAGGUGGUGCCGACGUGUAUUUUUUGUAGAGUGGUGCGCUAUUGAUUUUUCGUUGAGCAGUGGGAGCCAAAGCAGCAGCAGCACCAGAGUGUGAAUUAAAUAUUUAUGAAUGGAGUAACGUUAUCUAACGGCACACCGCUAGAGUGAAUUGAGGCCGUUGAAAAAAAAGGACUCUUUGAAGAGGAGCAAAGUGAAUGAGUGUGUGCGGGAUUCCGCGAAAGCACAAAUAAAGUUUCGGUUUGGUGUGAGUUUUGUGUGUGGGAGUGCACGGUGGAAAGGAUUCGAAUAAUCAACUUGUGGAUUUGUGCAGCACGUGUGAUUCUGGGGAAUGAAUAGUGCACUCGCUGGCCAUUUGCGCUAAUCACUUAUUCAAAGCGUGCCGGGAACAUCCCGACUCUAUCCACCCAACAGGAAUAUUGGAUUAGAGAGCUGGUGUGAUUCGACCCUUUUUUGCGACAAUUACGAAAGCAAAUUUAUUGGAUUGCUUGUCAGUUCGGAAAACGCACAUUUUCCGGCAUUCCACGUGUGUGUGUAUCCUCCUUGUUGGGUUCCCACUCCCCCGGGGGGAGAUUCGGAAUUCCGGUGCGGUAGAAUCGAUUAUUUACUUAUUUAUCCCGGUCGGAAGCCACGGCAGAGCAGCAGCAGCACCGGAUGCGGAUAUUUAUUGGAAUAAUUGCGGCAACUUGACGUGAAUUGUUAUUGGUGAAAACGAAACACAGAGAGGAGGAGGAGGAAAAAAAUCGCGCGCGCAAAAAUAACACAGAGCUUAAGGGGGAAAACGUGACACGCCAAGGGUACGCGUGUGUUGAAAGCACAAAUCAGCGUAGGACCGGGCAGUAUUUAUGAACCAGAGGCGAAUUUUUGGUUAUAAUUGAAAAUUUAUUGGGCUCCAGGACCCCCCUCAAACCAUAAGUUACCGUUCUGCGGCCGACACGAAAUCCGGAAGAGUUACGCGCGAGUUUGCUGGUUUCCCAACCAGAAAAUUUCGGUUUUUCAAGAAAACAGCAAAUCGAUAAAUCACCCAAAAUGGUGUACUUAUUGCCGGGGGUCGCGAUUAUCCUCGGAUUAACAUCGCUGGUGAGCUGUAGCGCCCUCGGGGUGCCACCUUCCACGGUGAACCAGCCAGUCAACGGUGAGCUGGAGGAAGCCCCGACCCCGGUCCUUUCGCUCGAGGAUCAGGUGCGGCUGUUGACGAAGCAGUUGAACGCCCUCACCAACCAGCGCCGCGAGGAUUACAAGAGCCUCGAGAACAACCUGAAAAAGUACGUGCGCAAGAACUCGGCCCAGCUGACGGGCGCGGAGAUACGCGAGGAGCUGGACGCGCUGAGAGCCGAUAUCAAAGUGCUGCGCGAGGGCAGCUCGCCGAACAAGGACCGGCUGACGGUGCAGUGGCUGUCGCAGUCGAUAUCGGAAAUCCGGUCCGAGCUGGCCGAGCUGCAGGAGUCGUCCAGCAACGUGUCCAAGGACGCCCAGCUGCGGAACCAACUGACGGAGGACAUCACCGGGCUGCGGGCGGACUUUGCCACGCUCCGGCUGGAGCUGGAGUCGCUGCGCUCGCGGCAGGACAAAACCGAGGUGCUGGUGCGGGAACUGCGCGAGGAGGCCGUCCAGAGCGCCCAGGACAUCCGCCGCAGCUGGAACCGGCUGCACGAGAAGAACGCCAACGACCAGGUGCCCCAGACUAUAGACUUUGUGGAACCGGAAGCGGAUCACCGGAUGCGUCACCAUCGCUUUUUCCGCGAGCAGCUGCACGAACUGGAGGUCAAACAGUCCGCGAUGAAGCGCCAGUUGAGUGAGAUCUUCAACCACCGGAUGGCGGACCGUCUGCGCAGUCUCGAAAUCGAACAGCGCCGUCUAGCGAACGCCAACUUCAACAUUAGCCGCCAGGUUGCGAACCUGGACAAACUGCACGGCUCGAUGCUCGAGCUGCUCGAGGACGUCGAGGGCAUCCAGGGCAAGUUCGAGAAGACCCUGCCCGACAUCAAGCGCGAAAUCUCCAAGGUGGAGUUCAACGCGGCCCAGCUGUCCUCCGAGCAGGCCCUGCUCCGCGAGGAGGGACACAACGUGGCCAAGAGCAUCCAGGCGAUGGCCGUUAGCGUGAGUACGCUGCAGGAGGAGCGCGAAUCGGCCCGCAAGCUGGAGGAGCAGAUUGCGGUGAUGCGCAGCGAUCUGGACAAGAUCAAGUCGGCGGCCCUGCUGCACAAGGAGAUGGCGCACCACAGGCUCGAAAAGCUGGAGGCGGAAUCUCGCACCGAUUUCAACGCCUCGUCCCGGCUGUCGGAGCUGCAGCGCACCUCCCGGCUGGUGCAACAGUUGGAGCACGUCGAGGCCGAGUACGAGACCAUCAUUAGCAAGCUGCCCCGCGACUGCACCCAGGUCGAGCAGAUGAAGGUUCACGGCGGUGAGGGUGAGGUCGAGGGGACGGGUCAGAGUGGCGAGAGUAACCUGUACCUGAUUGCCCCCGUUGGUCAGCACCAUCCGCUGAUGACCCAGUGCGAAAACGAGUGGACCACGAUCCAGCGGCGCCAGGACGGGUCGGUUGACUUUAAUCGGUCCUGGGAGGAUUACGCGAACGGGUUUGGGACGCCGGCCGGGGAGUUUUGGAUCGGCAAUGAGGCGUUGCACCAUCUUACCAACGACAACUGCUCGACGCUUCGGAUUGUGAUGCAGGACAUCUACGACAAUACCUGGUUUGCGGAUUACGAGGCGUUCCGGAUUGGGACUCGGGAGGAUGGCUUCCGGCUCGAGCUGGCCGGUUACAAGGGGAACGCGUCCGAUGCCUUCGAGUACCAGAACCACAUGCAGUUCUCCGCCAUCGACGUUGACCGGGACAUCUCGAACACCCACUGUGCCGGUAACUACGAGGGAGGCUGGUGGUUCUCCCACUGCCAGCAUGCCAACCUGAACGGACGGUACAAUCUGGGGCUUACGUGGUUCGAUGCCUCCCGGAACGAGUGGAUAGCGGUCAAGUCCAGCCACAUGAUGAUUGCCCGACGAAGGUCGGACUGCCUGGCCGGGGAACACUUUGGUGCUGCCAGCAGUCAGUCGGCGGACAGUCCGGUGGGUGCGGAACCAUUUUCCUCUGCCCCAACGGCGACGAUAUCCAAGUAUGAGACCACCCUGUUGACCACAUUAUCGUCCGGUUCGGCCUCUCCUGCAUCCUCCGAGUCGGGCUACGCCGGCGUCUAGGACUUUGAUGGCUAAACGUUGGAAUGUAAAAUAGCCAUAGAAGAGUAUGUGCUUUGAUUCUUCCCUUCGGUUUGUACAUUCUUACCGUGUAGAGACGAGAAAGAACUAAUGAUUUUAUCCGCAGGAACCACACGUGAAUGUAUGUUUGAGAGUGUGUGUAAGUGCAUGUACAGAAGUAGGGAUAGCAUCAUAUCAGAGUAACGUUAGCCAUGUCUAGCCCGAACAGCGGGAGAACCCUUCCGCUUGAGGUCAGCUUACCUCGUAGGUCAGCAAUUAGCAGGAACACCCCCCCUCUCCAACCCCACAAUUUGCCGGGACCAAACCGUUGGUUCUAAUUGAUUCCUGUUCCCUCGGCAGACUAUGUUUGCAAAAACUAAUCUCCUCUAAACGACACACACUCAUGGAUUAGUCGUCGGAAACAAACUUAUGCGCAACAUUAGGGGGUUGGUUGUCACCGUUCGUUUCAUCCUCUAAUGACGCAUUACAACUGGAUUGGCACACAACGUAUACAUAUUUUAAACUGCCAUCAAAACAGAUUAUAAUGCCCCCCUCCCCGCUGACAGAAAAGGACGUAAUCUCUUCUCUUUCAUCCGUCAAAGCUGACAGAAUUUGAGCUCGUUAGCUGAUAUGGCCACUACUGCCAGGGGGGCUUUUGUGUAUUAUUGGAAUCUUAAUAGUUUUUUUUUAUUGAAAAGAUAAAAUUAAGCUAAUUUUCUAUUUAUUUUUAUCCAACAUAUAUAUUAUCCAGUCAAUCUAUUUCCCACAAUUCAACUAUUGAAAUGUUUAAAUAAUUUUGCAAAUAUGUCUCUGAGCAAAAUUGAUUGAGAAAAACAACAAAGUCAUUUUUCUGAAUGAUGGACAAAUUUUUACCAUUUUUUGAUUGAUUUUAAUAAACCAAAGUUGUUUUUAUUAUGUAUAAAAUGUGUCUUAUUCAAUUUCAUGCUCUUGAACUCAUCAUUCCUUCCAAUAAAACAAAUCUAAAAAAACAACCUUGACUUUUCCAAGUGUUUGUCAAAUUACAAAAGGUUCUAUUUUGCCCCCAAACACCCAACAGCAUCAGAAAAGGCAGCAAAAAAUAAAGCCCAAGGAGGGGCAGGGGGAUUUAUUUGGGUUGAUUACCUUUUUAUGGCUAUUUUAUCCUUGUUUCCAAAAUUUACCGAGGAAAUUUCGGCCACCCAACAAGGAGAAGGACGUUGACGAUCCGACGGGCUCCGCUGUUGUUGUGCGUAGGUGCUUUUAAUGGUACGACCGUCUGUUUCCUACCCCCCGGAAUUCAGGAGUGAGCGUUGAUGAAGUUGUAAUUUGUGCUACUCAGCCAAGACAAACGAGGGAGGCACGCACACAUAUGAGGGAGAAAAACAGUGUUUGUACAAUGUAAUGACUCGGAAAAAAUAAUUUUAUUUCUCAAUUAAGCUUAUUUUAUAUUUAUGUUCUCGAGCUAGUCUUAUUACAAAAAUAUCUUGAAAUUCAAAAUUAUUUUGACAAUAUCAAGCCCGUUGAUAACUCUAAUAAACAACUAAUAAAACAGUCAAUAAGUCUCAAUUGCUGCGCAAAGGUGAGUUUUCCAAAACUCCACACACAGGAAAUAUAAUGUUUUAAAAUAUCACAACCAAUACCAAAGAACGUUACAUCAGCAUCAACAGGUCAAACCAGAUUUUUUUCCAAAAAAAGAAACUUCGUUUACUGCUUGUGCAUGUUGUGUAAAAAAUUGGAUAUAACACAUAUAAGAAAAUACAACUGAAGGACUGAAUUAUAUCUUUAUGUAAACCACAGGAAAAAAAUAUCUGUCUGAAUGGUAGUACGUGCAUCCACAUAUCAAAAGACGUUGCAUUCCAAGCUGUAAAUACGAAUCAAUAAUAUAAAAACAUUCUUUCAAUGCAAAUGAUGCGAUGAAACUGGUUUAAGUAUACUUGACAAACUAUAAGUUGGUGAAAUAACAAAUCAAAAUGCACUAAGGAUUUCGUUGAAAUUGGUCAUAUUUAAUUUAGUUUAAAAAAUCUCCGGAAGAGGUUAUCAUUUUGAGCGUAAUUUCAGUAAUCUAAUUUAAGAAACGCGCCGUAGAAACUAUAAAACGAAAAUACAUAUAAAAAGCUAUAAACUACCCGUAGAUAGUCCGGAAGACUCUCAACUCUCAGUCAUGAUUUUGUAAAUAGUUUUAAGUAUUCCUCAGCCUGUACGUUUAGAGAUAUCGUCAGUUGUGUGCUAUCUUGUGACAACGACCAUUUAGUACUUUUCGAGAAAAUCGAUUUUUAAAGUUUGUUGGUAAAUAAUUUCAAAAUUAUGAAUGAUAGUGCCAAAAUUUUUGAAGCAAUCGGUUCGUAUACUAUCGCUUAACAAACGCUCCAAGUUUCAACUAAUUUGGUUACACCAGUUAAGAGAUACAGUAAAUAAUGUAAACAAAAAUCUGAAAAGCACGUGUCACAAGUGUGUUUCGAAAGUAAAAUUGUACUACGUGUCACAAGUGUGCACAGAAUUCCCAUACAAACUAAAAUAGGCUUAAAUCAAUAGUUUAACCGACUUAAUCAGUAUAUUUUCAAAAACAAAAGGUUGCAUUGCCUUUAGAAAGUAUGUGUGUACAUAAAUUUGUGAAAAACAAGAAAAAUUUUCCACAUUUUCCAACAACAUGUAUGACGUGUCACAAGUGUGCACGAUCAUUUUGAUGAUAAACUGGUCUAUGUCACAAGUGUGUAUUGCGAUAUCCGGGAAACGGAAGCGAGUUUCCAAAAUCGGGUUAAAGCAUCUUGUAGUGUUUGUUAAGUAUAGCAAAACGUCAUCAUUAACUCAUUUUCGACCAAAAUGGUCUAUGUCACAAGAUAGCACACAGCUGACGAUAUAGCAAAAUCGCGAGUCAAUCUGUACGAAAGGAGGAAUUUAGUUGGUAACUUGAAGUGAAACAAAUGAAGCGAGAAUUUAUCCACACAGAGAUUUAGAGAUUGGUUCCACAAACCGUGUUUGACGAUUGAAUAAGUUUUAAUGAAAUGAUAAAAUGCUGUAACAAUAAAUUAUAUUUAAAUUUUAUAAAAAAAUAA